UCCAAAUUUAUUAACCGAUCGGGAUUAAGGAUAUCCAAUUCUAAAGUUUUCAGCUCAGAUGAAAAUUAUAUUAAUUGUGGUUUCCCCGCUUAGAGGAAAUUUACCGAUCUCAACACUUUAAUGGAUAAAAAAACUGACGAUAUCUUCCUCAUUUUUUCUCAGAUUAAUGUUUAAAUUGUGCGUUAUGAGUCGGACAUACCACAACAUGCAAUAGUUUUGCAAACCCUAAUCGGCACUGGUUUAAGCUAGACGUCAUUUAAUCUAUGCUGUUAGACCUAUAUAUUGAGAUGCUAUGAUGUCCGACCUACUGUCGUUUGAGCUAUUGAGUAUUUUGACAAUUGUUUAUGUUACCAACAUAUAGGCUUUUAAUUGUAGCAGUUGUAAUAAAGAUUACAUCACAAGAGCCUCUGAAAAUAAAGAGAAGUUCAUUUAGACCACAUUUAAAGAUUUUCAAAAAAAACGAUGAUGAAAUAUAAACAUAAGAGUUUACCUGCAUAUGGUGUACAGUCUUACUUCGUCUGAAUGUUACUUUAUAAUUUUUAAUUUGAAUGAAUGUUCACUACAAAUUAAAAGAAUUAAGUAAUAAUAUUAAUGUCAUCUUCCUUAAAGCAAUGCCGAUUUCUGGGGUUUGCAUGGCUCUUGCAGGGUGGCCACUCUUCAAAUAUAGGGUCACUUGAAAAACGUUUGAAUUCUAUUAAAUAUUGGUCGCUUGUCGACUUUCGUAUAAGGAUGGUUGAAGAGAUUGCACAGAGGGUAUAGUUCUCAAAAGUUCUAGAAACUAUAACAACUAAUUUUCUCGUCUUAUCUGUUUAAUCUGUGUCUUAAAUGAUAUUAUUAACCUCCUCCGAGCCUAAACUCCUUUCAUUAGUCAUUUCUCUGUGAUGCAGUACACCAACACUGCAGUACACUUCAGUACAACAUUUAUACAUAUAUUCUCAAUGAUUUUUCUUAUACACACAAGACAGAAUUAGAUUACUUCCAUUCAACUUGUUGGCUGUAAUUAAACAUAUAAUUUUUUCAUCAGUAUUGUAUUUUUUUGGUCUAAUGUACUGCUGUUGUUAUGUACUGAUGAUAAUCUGUACUGUUGAUCAUCUGAUGUACUGUUCCGUACAGUUAAAUAACCCUGAAUUGUUUAAAACUAAAACUCUAAAUAUUUCAGAUAAAUAUAGAGGAAAAUAUGCAAGAUAAUACAAGAGAAAUUGCUGAGAUAAACAAGUAUCUUGAGACAGAAGAAGAAUGGGAGAAUGUGGCUCAAGUUGUUCCAAAGUUUAACGAUGAUGUGAAUAUUGUUGAUGUGAGUUGUUCCCCGGAAACUAGGCUAGUUUCUCCCCUGGUUAGUCAGGAGAGGGUUUACCUAUAUCUUCGUUCAGGAAUACUAGAAGAAUAUCUAGCUCAGGUUACUGAAAGGCCUCAGACAAGUUUUGAUCUAUUUUUCAACUGUAUUUGUUCAUAUCGACCUCUUCCUCCGCAUUUAGAGCAGGAGAAGCAACGUAUUCUUGCCACAGCACUAAUUCCAUUCAAAAACGAGGAAUCAAUACAUCUUGAUAUUUUACGGAGUAUAUACAGACAGUUGACAGGCGCUAAGGUCAACUGUGCUAGAUAUGGUCAUCACUGGGAAGAUAUAGGUUUCCAGGGAAAUGAUCCGUCUACAGAUCUACGGGGAGUAGGGAUACUCGGUAUAGUUCAGGGGUUGUAUCUUGUGAGUACUCCAGAAAUACUUCCGUUUGCUCGAGAAGUUUAUCGCCUUUCUUUGAAACCAUCACAGGAGUUCCCUCUAAUGGUUCUAAGCUUGAACGUGACCCGAAUCUGUUUACAUAUUUUGCGGGACGGUUUAAUCGACAAGUAUUGUUUGAAAGAUCAGGAUGUAUGGCUGCGUACGAACUAUCUAUACUGUGCAGUACUGUACAAUAUUUACCAUGUCUGGAAAACACAAAACAAAACAAUAUCAAACUGCGGAUUUGUUCUACAAGAAGCGGAAGAGUACACGAGGCGGAAUCCUGAGAGAAUUAUGGAGGAUUUCAGUUCUCAUCUUAGCACUAACUAUUCCAUAGCAGAGAAACAGGAGGCUAGGGAACAAAUACAGAGGGAUACAGAGAGAUAGAUGCAUGGAAUAUAUAUAUAUAUAUACAAGGAAACCUACAUAGUACAUACCUUAGUUUACAAACAAACUAUACUGAACUUUUUGGGAUGAAUGUUCACACGAGGACGCACAAUUGACAUACAUCCUUAAUUAAAAGAAUACUUUGUAAGUACACUGAACAAAGUAAUUAUUUUUGAACCCACAGAAAAACUUGAAUCUUUUUAAAGAAAGACCUAAACAUUUAUUUGAAUCUGUUUUAAACAAAUUUCAACUUUGACACUUUGCAUCUUUUAUGCAGUACAGUACAAUUACAGUACAAUGUAUGUAUGCACUUUACAGUGUACAGCUUGCCACUGUUGGUGCAAAACUCACUAUAAAGUGCAGCACUGUAAACUGUACUGUAAACAAUAACAACAGAAAAUAUCAAAAGAUUGUAUUUUGUUUAUAUGUCAUGACACAUGCUUGUCCAACCAUAUCUAGUCAUUUUUGUGAUUUAUACUAAUUGUGAUAAAUCUUGCAAUCGUAAUAUCAUUUACUGUAUUUAAUACAUUCAUAGAUUUACAACAAUAUAGAUAAAACACUAGAUCUCGUCUUUUCAAGAUUUAGGGAUUUAUCGAUCACAAUAAACUGAGGCAGGACCCUUUCUUGCAUGCUCUCUCUCUGUCUUGUAAUUUAACGCGGCAUACGCGUAACUCAUUCGGGCUUUUGCCUCGGGGUUAUAUCUGAACGAUAAACCAUUAAAUUUUGAAAAGACGACAUUAAGUGUUAUAUCUGUAUUGUUAUUAAUCUAUGCAUACACUGCUCUUCAGUUCUGUCCUGAAACAUUUGUGCAUUUUCGUGAUAGUCUUAAAAUAUUACCUCCAGACAUUGUAAUAUUUACACAAAGUUAGGCUGAAUACUAAAUGAAAGACAAUUUAUUUUUGUGAAUUACAUCACUAUUUUAGUGGAAAGGUUGUUUUCAAAAUCAUUUCUACUCGGAAAUUUUUUGUUUUCUCAUUUUCCAAGUCGAAAACUUUAUCCACGUUUUUUUUACUGACAAAUAGCUGUUAAAUAAAAAAGUGAACUUUUUAUAAAUAUAAAGUUCGGUGUUUACAGUAAAUAUUUAUUUUGUAAAGCCCCUUUUUUAAUCUUAAUAAUCUUCACUUUUAUCUUUGUUUUGUACACAUAUUAUGGAUACCUCAAUGACUGGGUUGUACAUAUUCAUUUUUUUAUUCUUACACUCGAGCUUACUAUUUAAAUAGCAAAAUAGUUUUUGCACAAUAAACCGACUAUUCAAGCUAUUUUUGCCACUUUAUCCAAUGUGGAAAAACUCAAAAUAUACCAAAACUAAAACUCGUAUUAAAAAAAUUUAUAUUUUUAA
Molecule: messenger RNA, 3440 nt
Organism: Eurytemora carolleeae
Lineage: Eukaryota; Metazoa; Arthropoda; Copepoda; Calanoida; Temoridae
Product: ELMO domain-containing protein 3
Exons: 11
Coding region: 1178-2101 (307 amino acids)
Source: RefSeq, a predicted model, not a curated record